AUGGAAGAUAAACUGGACGGAUACUACGCAAGUGUUCUUUCAAAUGCUGAAAAUGGCACACAUACAACUGUCGAUUGCCAUGACAAAAGUAGUGACGAAGAAAAUUUAGAUGAGCUACUGAAUGAACUGGAUAAAGAAUUGGACGAAGACCAUGAAUUUUUGAGCACUUACAGAUCUGAGAGGCUACAACAAAUAUCUGAUCAUUUAAAACAGGUCAAGAAAAAUGUGGAGGAUGACGGAUACGGUAAAUUGCAAUGCGUUGAUAAGGAAACCGACGCUAUUCAAAUAUGUACAAAGACUGAUAUGGUGGUCAUACAUUUUGAAUUGGAAACAUUCGGUAAGUGCCAGUACAUGAAUGAAAAACUGAAAAACUUGGCAAGAAGGUAUCUAACCACCAGAUUUAUUAAAGUAAACGUCCAAACAUGUCCCUUUCUGGUCAAUAAACUGAACAUCAAAGUACUGCCGUUUGUAGUUGGAUACAGGAAUGGUCUAGAAAAAGUUCGCUACGUUGGGUUUAGUAAAUUGGGAAACGAUCCCAACGGGUUUGAUAUUAGGAGACUAGAGCAAUCUUUAGCUCAUUCAGGUGUUAUAGAAGACACAUUCGAAAUAAGGAAGCAUUCAUCUAGGAACGUGGGACAAUUUGCUUCCACUAAUGAUAGUGGAAGUGGAAGCGGUAGUGAUUUAGAUAUUUAA
Molecule: messenger RNA, 693 nt
Organism: Saccharomyces paradoxus
Lineage: Eukaryota; Fungi; Ascomycota; Saccharomycetes; Saccharomycetales; Saccharomycetaceae
Gene: PLP1
Product: Plp1p
Exons: 1
Coding region: 1-693 (230 amino acids)
Cellular component (GO): cytoplasm
Source: RefSeq, a predicted model, not a curated record